This is a messenger RNA of Sesamum indicum (sesame), 1533 nucleotides long. RefSeq names its product syntaxin-32. Gene Ontology annotation, molecular function: SNAP receptor activity; SNARE binding. Gene Ontology annotation, biological process: endoplasmic reticulum to Golgi vesicle-mediated transport; vesicle fusion; intracellular protein transport. Gene Ontology annotation, cellular component: Golgi membrane; endomembrane system; SNARE complex. The record is from RefSeq and is a predicted model, not a curated record. Lineage: Eukaryota; Viridiplantae; Streptophyta; Magnoliopsida; Lamiales; Pedaliaceae.
ACAGCAAAAUGAUAUAUAAAGUUGAUGCAGUAAAGCGCCCACGGAACAGAUAAAUGCAUAAUUUUCACUGUAAUCUUCUUCGUUGAAUUUCAUUUCCCUAUUCGCAGAUCUAGUUUUUUCUUUUUUCCCUAUUUUUCCUUGCUUUCUAAUGAAUAUCAGGGUUUAAGAUUCGGUUAACUACCCCCAAAUUGCUUCCCCUCGAUCCCUAAUUUGCUCGAAGUCCGGGGGAGGUUCUCCAAGCAUUUAUGUUGUUGCGGAGUUGAAAAUUUGAUCUGCCAAGAUGCAUGUGAAGAGUGGUAAUGCGUCGAUUAGGGAUCGGACACAGGAGUUCUUAGGGAUAGCGGAAAGGGUGAAGAAGUCAUAUUCCUUGCAGAAUGGGCCGAGCAGCAGCGGAUCAAAGACGGAGGAGCCGCCACGGUCGGCAAUGGCGAUGCAGUCGGAGUUCAACCGGAGGGCGUCAAAAAUUGGGUUUGGGAUUCACCAGACGUCGCAGAAGCUAGCUAAGCUGGCUAAACUGGCAAAGAGGACGUCUGUUUUUGAUGACCCUACUGUGGAAAUCCAGGAGCUAACUACAGUUAUUAAGCAAGAUAUAACUGCUCUUAAUUCCGCAGUGGUUGAUCUCCAGUUUCUCUCCAAUGCACGCAACGAAAGAGAGCAUAUAUCAGCUGACACCACCACUCAUUCAACUACAGUUGUUGAUGAUUUGAAGAAUCGUUUAAUGAGCGCGACAAAGGAGUUCAAGGACGUUUUGACCAUGCGAACAGAGAACCUGAAGGUUCACGAGAACAGGCGACAAUUAUUUUCUUCUUCCGUUUCCAAGAAUCCAACAAAUCCUUUUAUCCGCCAGCGUCCUUUGGCUUCGAAAUCUGCUGCCAGUGCCUCAGCUGACUCUCCUGUUCCAUGGGCAAACGGCAGGAGCCAGGUGGAUGGGGAGUCUCAGCCAUUACUCCAACAGCAACAGAACCAACAGCAACAGCAAGUGGUUCCCAUACAGGACAGCUACAUGCAGAGUAGAGCUGAGGCUCUUCAAAAUGUGGAAUCUACAAUUCAUGAGCUGAGCAAUAUCUUCAAUCAGCUAGCUACCUUGGUUUCUCAACAGGGAGAGAUUGCUAUCAGGAUCGACGAGAACAUGGAAGACACAGUGGCAAAUGUGGAAGGAGCCCAGGGAGCCCUGCUCAAGUAUCUCAAUAGCAUCUCCUCAAAUCGGUGGCUGAUGAUCAAGAUAUUCUUUGUAUUGGUUUUCUUUCUCAUGAUAUUUCUAUUCUUUGUGGCGUAGAGACCUCGCACGUCAUUAUAUCAGAAGAAACUAUGAUAUGCGUUUGGACGGGGGAAGCCUGUGUUGUAAUCUUCCAAAAUCUACUUCGUCUUUGUAUAUCACAACAACAAUUCUUGAGGAGCUUUCCGUGUAAUUGUUAUAUAAUCAGGUGAUUCUGUCUUGAAGUCGUAUAAUUGGGUGAUUUCUAAGAUAGGAAAUCUCCGUGUAUGGCAACUCUAGUUGUUGAUUGAUAUUCUUGUGUAUUGCAUUUAAUUCAA